Molecule: messenger RNA, 4143 nt
Organism: Anguilla anguilla (European eel)
Lineage: Eukaryota; Metazoa; Chordata; Actinopteri; Anguilliformes; Anguillidae
Gene: itga7
Product: integrin, alpha 7
Exons: 25
Coding region: 332-3682 (1116 amino acids)
Biological process (GO): cell-cell adhesion; leukocyte migration; cell-matrix adhesion
Cellular component (GO): integrin complex; external side of plasma membrane
Molecular function (GO): integrin binding
Source: RefSeq, a predicted model, not a curated record
CACAGAGGCAGGGUUCAGAGGGGGGAGGCACUCACACACAGACUCACACGCACACACACACACACACACUUAUGCGCGCGCCAGCUCACACACAGCACAGCUUUUCUCAGGCUGCUCAGACUGACAAGAGCAAACGGAGGGAGAGGGAGCGCGUGUCAGAGAGAGUGAGAGAGGGUAAAGAAUAGGACCCUUAUCUGAGGAAGAGACAGAAGAAGAAGAAGAAGAAGAAGAAGAGGGAAACAGGACCCCCGGAGGACUCUCCACUGCACCGCCUCGAGCCGCACUCAGGAAUACCCCUCGGGUCCCCCGCCUACCGGAACCUUCUCUGGGAAUGUACCUGCAGACGGCGCCGCGGCCCCGUCCCGCGCGCGGCGGGGCCGCCCCCCCCCUGUCCCGCCGGCUCCUGGCCCUCUGCGUCGCCCUGGCGCUCUGCGUGCCUGGCUCCGGGUUCAACCUGGACACGGCGGGGGCGCUGAGCAAGGCGGGAGAGGAGGGCAGCCUUUUCGGCCUCUCCGUCGCGCUCCACCGGCAGCUGACCCCGGAGCCGCACAGCUGGAUCCUGGUGGGGGCGCCCCAAGCGCGUGGGCGGAAGGCCCAGAGGUUCACUCGUCCAGGGGCUCUGUACCGCUGUCCAAUCAGCGCUGAGGAGCACGACUGUGAGCGGGUGGACAUUGAUGGUGACGUAAAGACUGACCGAGAGAGCAAAGACAACCAGUGGCUCGGGGUGACUGUAAAGAGCCAGGGAAUUGGAGGGAAAGUUGUGACGUGCGCCCACCUGUACGAGAUCCGGCAGCGCGUCCACCAGCCGUCGGAGACGCGCGACCCGAUCGGGCGCUGCUACGUGCUGAGCGAGGACCUGACGGAGCGGGACGACCUGGACGGGGGCGAGUGGAAGUUCUGCGAGGGCCGGCCGCAGGGGCACGAGCAGUUCGGCUUCUGCCAGCAGGGCAUGGCCGCCAGCUUCACCCCCGACAACAACUUCAUCCUGUUCGGCGCCCCUGGCACCUACAACUGGAAGGGAGAGCUGCGCGUGCAGCUCCUUAACCAGUCACUGCUGGAUCUGGGUUUCUAUGACGAGGGGCCCUAUGAGGUGGCGGACGAGAAAGAGCAGAAUGCCCAGCUGAUCCCAGUGCCCUACCACAGCUACCUGGGGUUCUCGGUGGACUCUGCCAUGGCGGUGACGAGCCGGGCGGAGCUGACGUUCGUGGCGGGGGCGCCGCGGGCCAACCACAGGGGCGCGGUGGUGCUGCUGCGGAAGGACAACGUGUACCGCCUGGUCCCCCAGCACAUCCUGUGGGGGGAGGAGCUGGCCUCUUCCUUCGGCUACUCCGUUGCCACCGCCGACCUCAACAACGACGGAUGGACAGAUCUGGUCGUCGGAGCUCCCAACUUCUUUGACCGCAAGGCGGAGAUCGGGGGGGCGGUGUACGUGUACCUGAACCCGUUCGGCCUCUGGGACAUGGCGAAGCCCAUCCGGCUGAAUGGAGCCCCUGACUCCAUGUUUGGCCUGACCGUCACCAGCCUGGGGGACCUGAAUCAGGACGGCUAUGAAGAUCUCGCAGUGGGAUCCCCUUUUGAUGGUGAUGGCAAGGUCUUCAUCUUUCACGGAUCCCAUUCGGGUAUCGACAGCAAGCCUGCCCAGGUGCUGGACGGAGAGAGCAUGGGAAUGACCGGAUUCGGCUACUCCAUCUCCGGGGGCGUGGACAUGGACGGGAACUCGUACCCGGACGUGGCUGUGGGCUCCCUGAACGAUCAGGUAGCUCUGUACAGAUCCCGUCCGAUUGUUCAGGUGCAGCGGGAGGUGGCCAUCAAUCCCCAGAACAUCGACCUGGAGCACCGCAGCUGCAGGGGCAGAGACGGAGUGUGCGUGGAUGUAAGAACCUGCUUCAGUUACUCGGCAAUGCCAGAAACGUAUUCACCAAACAUCACCCUGGAGGUGCUCCUCGAGGUGGAAGCGGAGCUGAGGACGCUGAACAUGCCCCAGCGGGUGAGCUUCCUGGGUCGCAGGGCAGCGGACCCGGACUUCCUGCACACCACUGAGGUGGAGCUGAACGGCCAGGGACAUGUCGCCUGCGAGAUCACUACUUUCCUGCUGCAGGAGAACCCUCGGGACAAGCUCCGCCCCAUCUCCCUGUCUGUCACUCACAAUAUCAAACACAGGAAGCCACCGGCAGACUCCAAGCUGGGCGAGCUGACCCCGAUGAUGAGCCCUACCACCCCCAACACCCUGCACACCGAGGUGAAUUUCUUGAGGGAGGGCUGUGGUCCUGAUAAGAUCUGUCAGAGCAACCUGCAGCUGAGCUACCAGUUCGGCACGCGUCCCGGGCGGUCCGGGCUGUUCACCCCUCUGCCCCUCGACGAGGACGGCGUGCCUGUGUUCGAGUUCUCGGAGAGGAUCCCGCUGGCCCUGGAGGUGACGGUCACCAACAUGCCCUCCAACCCCGCGACCCCCCUGGAGGACGGGGACGACGCCCACGCUGCCCAGCUGCUGGUGACUCUCCCAAAAACCCUGUCCUACUCUGGCAUCAGGACACAGGCGCAGGUGGGAUGUCACGCCAGUCUGAAUGGCUCAGAGUGUGAGCUGGGAAACCCCCUGAAGAGAGAUGCCAAGCUAACAUUCUACAUACUCCUGGGCACCUCUGAUAUCACCAUAGAAACCAGCGACUUGUCUGUUGAUCUCCUCCUGUCAACUAUCAGUGAGCAGCCGGAUCUGGCCCCAGUCACCGCCUAUGUCAAAGUGGUGAUAGAGUUCCCCCUGUCUGUCAGCGGGCUGACCCGCCCACAUCAGCUGUUCUUCAGCGGUACGGUGAAGGGGGAGAGCGCCAUGCAAACUGUGGAGGAAGUGGGAAGCGCAGUGGAGUAUGAGUUCACGGUGAGCAACCCUGGGAAGCCCCUGCAGACGUUUGGCUCCGCCUUCCUGAACAUCAUGUGGCCUCAUGAACUGGCCAAUGGGAAGUGGCUCCUGUACCCCACAGGAUUUCACUUUAAGGACCACCCACAUUCCAGCUGUGUCUUAACCAACCCACUGGGGUUGAUCUCCACCGAUCAUACUCAACCUGCACACCUUAAGGCCAGGCGGAAGGGGCGCUCUCACCCAGAGGAGGAGGGGCCGAUAGUGCCGAAGAGCAGCCUGGGACGGGCCUCGCCCGCUGUAGCAGCCUCAGAGAGGAGGAAGUCUCUGAGGCUGGACUGUCUCCUUGGUUCGGCUCGCUGCAUUCUGUUCCAGUGCCCCCUUCAUGGGUUCUCUGGGUCCACCCAGCUGACGAUACAGGCCCGCCUGUGGAACAGCACCUUUAUAGAGGAGUUCUCCUCAGUCAGUGCUCUGGAACUCUUGGUGAGAGCCAACAUCACAGUCAAAUCCAGCAUCAAACAUCUAAUAUUGAAGGAUGUUGCAGCACAGGUCCCUGUGAUGAUCUACCCGGAGCACACGCUGGCAGAGAAGUACUGGAUCCCCUGGUGGAUUAUCCUGAUCGCCAUCGCCGCUGGCGUCCUGGUCCUGGCGCUCUUAGUCUGCAUACUCUGGAAGUGUGGGUUUUUCCGUAGAGCUCAGUAUAAGGACACCGUGCCCCAGUACCACGCGGUGAAGAUUCCCCGUCAGGAUCGCCCGCAGUUCCAUGAUGAAAAUACGGGAACGCCACAGAAGAAGGAGUGGGUUACUCACUGGAGUGACAGCACGUCCUGAACACACAUGUCCUGAACACACACACACACACACACGUCCUGAACACACACACACGCACACACACACGUCCUGAACACUCACGCACACACACAUCCUGAACACACACACUCACACACACACGUCCUGAACACACACACACACACACACAAACACUUCCUGAACAUGCACACACACACACAUACACACACACACACACACUCUCUCGCUCAGAAACACCCACACACACGGUGUAGAAAAUGCACUGAAACCCUGACUAACCUGCAUUGACUGGUAUCCUCCACGUGCUCAUACUGCGUGGCCACGCCCACCCGAACUCACAGACACAGAGGGGGCCAUAAGCCCCACCCACUCACUACCACUGACACCCAUUGUCCCACAUGACCGGGGAAAAGGGAGGGAACCACAGACAACCCUGCUGAGACAAACACUGAGACAAUGAACCAAAUCUGCCCAGCUCAAAA